AUGGGAAAAGUGAAUACGAACAAGUCCAAGAAGAAGGAGGUUUGUGGUGGUUCCACUGCAGCUCAGCUUACUUUGAAGAAGCGGAAGAACGAAGGGACGUUGUUAGCGAACAGAGACGUGAAUGCCAAGAAAUCAAAGAAGGUUGGGAAAAAGGAGUGGGAUAAGGAAGAUGAGAUUCGUUUGCUACAAGGUAUGAUAGAAUACAAAAAGCUACUAGGGAAGAAUCCUUUUGAUGAUUUCAAGAAAACUUACAGAUUCAUAAAGGAGUAUAUAAUAUAUAAGCCUGAUAGCCAAGACUUCGUAGAUAAGAUGAGGAAUUUUAAGAAUAAACUAAUGGAUCAAAGAAGGAUCAAAGCUAAAGUAUUGUCUUCCUCAAAAGCUUACAAGCAAACAAGUUCUAAAUUGGUUACACUACUUCGCGGAAAUGAUGAUGUGGGUCCUUCUACCGUUGAGAAACAAAAGAGGAGUAAGGAGAUUGCCAAGGUUGAGAAGAGAAGCAAGAAGCCGUGA
This is a messenger RNA of Capsella rubella, 510 nucleotides long. Its product is annotated as probable transcription factor At4g00232. The record is from RefSeq and is a predicted model, not a curated record. The coding region runs from base 1 to 510 and encodes 169 amino acids. Gene Ontology annotation, biological process: regulation of DNA-templated transcription. Lineage: Eukaryota; Viridiplantae; Streptophyta; Magnoliopsida; Brassicales; Brassicaceae. The transcript is spliced from 2 exons.